AUGACACACCAAGAAACCCUAUACCUGUUUGGGGACCAAACGUUCGACGUGGAGCCACAUUUGCCGAAGCUACUAGAUGGCAAGAACAACAAUGUGGUAUUGAAAGAAUUCCUCGGAAAGGCGUAUGAUGCCUUGCGCACACAGAUAUUUCAACUACCUAAAGACGUUCGCGAAGAUUUGCCUAGAUUCACAAGCAUUGAAGAUGUUCUCCUUUGGAAGCGGUCACAGGGAAACCUCCGCUGUGUACCAAUGGACAUGGCCAUCACUUGCAUGUACCAAUUGGGAUCUUUCAUCAUGAAUCAAACUGGAAACAAAUAUCCAAAGCCAGAGGAUGCCUGCAUUCUUGGUCUUUGCACAGGCGCUCUGGCUGCUGUGACAGUCAGCUGCUGCCGAAGCUUCUCAGACUUAGUACCGAGGGCGGUGGAAGCUGUUCUAGUUGCCUUUAAUGUCGGUGCAUGUGUUACCAAUAUGAAGAGGCGUCUUAUUUCUCCGCCUGAGAUGUCUCGGACAUGGUGCAUGAUGGUAGCCGGUCCAUCUGCUGCUGAUGCCGUGCGCAAGUUCUGCGACGAAAGCGUAAGUGGGAAUUUUCCAUUCAUCAGUGCAUACACACCUAGCGGUUUGGCUGUGAGCGGCCCGCCAAGCUCUCUUGAUGAAUUGAUAUCAUCCGCUCACUUUAAGGGGCUGAAGCACAAGGCCAAAGCAGUAUAUGCUCCUUACCACGCACCACAUCUUUAUUCGAAAGUAGAUAUCGAAGACAUACUAGCCCCGCUUGCACUUGAUAGCGGGGUAGAGCCAGUCGCCAAAAUCCCUGUCAUGUCCAGCACUGGUGGCUGGAUUGAGGGGACAAACUUUAAAGACCUCCUUGAAGUAGCGUUGGAGCACAUUCUUCUUCAGCCUAUUCGCUGGAAUGGCAUUCUAGAAGGGGUUCGGGCACGUCUCGGAGGCUCCCUGGAAACGAAGAAGUGCGAGGUUGAGCUUUUCGGAUCCCAAGCUGAUCAGCUUAUCUAUGCGGCGCUAAAGCAGCCGACACUAGGGCGGACACUGGCCCACCGACCUUCGCUUGAGCGACUCUCAUCUGACGCAGAGACUGCACAUGAAUGUACAACUCAAGCCAGGCCAAAGAUUGCCAUUGUUGGCAUGUCCGGGAGAUUCCCAGGUGGUGCCAAUAACAACGAGGCGUUUUGGGACCUUCUCCGUGAUGGACUUGAUGUGCACGAGGAGGUCCCGCCUCUACACUGGUCCAAGGCACAUGUCGAUCCAGCAGGAACACGAAAGAAUACCAGCGCAACGCCAUACGGUUGCUGGCUGAGUGACCCCGCCGCCUUUGACGCUCGCUUUUUCAACAUUUCUCCACGAGAGGCACCCCAAGUCGACCCCGCCCAGAGAAUUGCCCUAAUGACAGCAUACGAGGCGCUGGAACAGGCAGGUGUGGUUCCGGAUGCCACACCAUCAACUAGAAGGGACCGAGUUGGUGUCUUUUACGGUGUUACGAGCAACGACUGGAUGGAGACCAACAGCGCACAGAAUAUCGAUACUUACUUCAUCCCCGGUGGUAACCGAGCCUUUAUUCCAGGCCGAAUCAACUAUUUCUUUAAGUUUAGCGGUCCUAGCUACGCUGUCGACACGGCCUGUUCAUCCAGUCUUUCUGCCAUCCACAUUGCCGUCAACUCUCUAUGGCAGCGUGAUAUCGAUAUGGCUAUUGCAGGUGGUACUAAUGUUCUAACAAACCCAGAUUUUACCUCUGGGCUGGAUCGAGGUCACUUCCUAUCUCGCACUGGCAACUGCAAGACGUUCGACGACGGCGCUGAUGGCUACUGCCGUGGCGAAGGAGUUGGCACUGUGAUCCUCAAACGGCUCGAGGAUGCAGUGGCUGAGAAGGAUCCCAUCCUAGGCGUGAUUCUCGGUGCUUACACAAACCAUUCUGCCGAGGCAGAGAGCAUCACACGACCUCAUACUGGCGCCCAGCGUGCUAUAUUUUCCAAAAUUCUCCACACUAGUGCCGUCGAGUCUAAUAGCGUCGGAUACGUUGAGAUGCACGGUACAGGAACACAGGCUGGAGAUGCUACCGAGAUGACCAGUGUGCUCAAUGUAUUUGCACCAGAAGGACAGGUGGCGCGUCAAAACCCUGUUUAUCUUGGCUCUGCGAAGUCUAACAUUGGGCACGGAGAAGCGGCUUCGGGUGUGUCGAGUCUAGUAAAGGUGCUUUUGAUGAUGAAGAAUAACUGCAUUCCACCUCAUAUUGGUAUCAAGACCAAGAUAAACUCGAAGUUUCCCACCGACCUAGCCGAGAGGAACGUUCACAUUGCCAGAGAGGCUAUUCCAUGGCAUUCGGUCGACUCAAAGCCCAGGCGUGCAUUUGUUAACAAUUUCUCCGCUGCGGGUGGUAACUCGGCCCUCCUCUUGGAAGAAGCCCCAGCGCCAGUUCUGGAGGAGUACCAGAGCGGCCCCAGCCCGAAUCUCGUGGCUGUUUCUGCCAGGACGCCUGCGUCCCUUCAGGGCAAUCUCUGGUCCUUGAAGGGGUUCCUGCUUAACCCUAACCAGGAGAAUGUCUCCGUAGGUCAGCUUUCGUAUACUACGACCGCCCGGCGCAUUCACCACCCACACCGUGUCAUGCUCGUCGGAUCCUCAGUCGAUGAACUCCUUGCGCAGAUUGACGUCGCCCUUCGUGACCAGACGGGUAUGACCCGUGCUAAGGUUAAGAAACCGAAGAUGGUGUUCGGCUUUACUGGACAAGGCGCACAGUUUCCUGGAAUGGGCCGCCAAAUGAUGGAAACGUUCGCAUUGUUCCGCACGGAGCUUCGUCAACUCGACCAUGUUUCCCGCAGUCUUGGCUUUCCGUCCAUCAUGCCUGUGUACAUGGCAGCAGAGGACCGGUCUCUGGACGACUUUCCCCCAAUCCAAGUUCAGCUUGCCAGUGUCUGUAUGCAGAUUGCGCUAGCACGGCUCUGGGCUUCGUGGGGUAUCUUGCCGGAGGCCGUUGUUGGCCACAGCUUGGGAGAAUACGCGGCCCUUAAUGUUGCAGGUGUCUUGUCUGACUCAGAUGCCAUCUAUCUUGUUGGUACACGGGCCCAGCUGCUUCAAGACCUCUGCACCCGCGGAACACACUCAAUGCUUGUUGUUCGUGGAUCGGCUGCUACCAUCUCCGCGACGCUUAAGAAUACACCGCAUCAGAUUGCCUGCAUGAACUCCCCCAUUGAGACUGUUUUGGCCGGACCGGACGGCGAAAUAGCCAUGGCAAACCAGGUGCUCGGCGAUGCCGGUAUUAAGACCACUAAGCUCAAGACUCCUUACGCAUUCCACUCAUCCCAAGUCGAUCCCAUCCUCGCCCCAUUCGAGGAGGCUGCUGCUUCGGUCCGGUACCUUGCGCCAAAAUGUCCAGUUUUGUGCCCGCUGAAUGGAACCCUCGUUACUGCUGAGGGAACUUUCGGACCAGUCUACCUUGGUCGCCACUGCCGCGAGUCUGUCAAUCUGCUCCAGGCUCUUCAAACGGCUCAGCAAAAUGGCACCAUGACAGAACAAUCCAUCUUGCUCGAGGUCGGUCCUCACCCCGCCGUUUCAGGUAUGGUCAAGGCGACGUUGGGCCCGCAGACGACUGUCAUCUCGGCAUUGAACCGUAAAUCUGCUCGGGAUGUGCUCGCUGACGCCUUGAAGGUAGUCUACCAGGCUGGCGCCGAUGUAGUUUGGGCAACCUAUCACAACGACUUCAAGGCAUCCCAGAAAGUUAUUAACGGGCUGCCUGCUUAUAGUUGGGAUCUUAAGCCUUACUGGAUCCAAUACGUCAAUGACUGGUCUUUACGCAAAGGUGACCCGGCCCUAGCUGUUCCCCAAGUUGAAGAGAAGAAGACAGGACUUGAAAGCACCACCAUCCACCGGGUCGUAGAGGAGUCUUCAUCCGAUGACGGUGCCAAAGAGCAUAUUGUUGUCGAGGCAGAUAUAGCACGACCAGAUAUGAACCCCCUCGUGCAGGGCCAUAUGGUUGAUGAUAUCCCACUCUGCACUCCAUCCGUGUAUGCUGACAUGGCACUCACACUGGGAAGGUAUCUUGUGGGCCGCCGACAGCCGGUGUCAGAGGUCAAAAAGCAGGUCGACGUGUCGGAUAUGUCGAUUUUCAAGGCUCUUAUUGCUAAGCCACAGGGCCCACAGCCGCUUCAGGGACAUGCUGACGUAGAUUGGACGAAAAAUCAAGCUGCCAUGAAAUUUGUUAGCUUUGAUGCUAAGGGCAAACCACAAGAACAUGCUAAAUGUACUAUUCGCUUCACAGACCGCUCAAUUUUGCUGAACAAGCUUCAAAAUGAAUCGGCUGCUAUCAAGGCUCGCAUGCAGAAUCUCCGUCGUGGUAUCGCUAAGGAGACAGCCGCUCGUUUCAACCGGCCCAUGGUCUACCGCAUGAUUCGUCCACUCGCCCAAUUUCACGAUGACUACCGUGCUAUCGACGAGGUGGUCCUCGAUAGUACUACCCUAGAGGCAUCUGCUAGUGUCAGCUUCGGCUCCAUUAAGAAAGGUGGGCAAUUCGCGCUGCAUCCCGCUAUCAUCGAUGCCUUCACACAAUCCUGUGGAUUUACCAUGAACUGCAAUGACCAUUGCGAUCUGGAUACCGAGGUAUUUAUGAAUCACGGUUGGGGGCGUUUCCAAGUAUUUGAGGACGUGCAUUACGAUCGACCAUAUACCUCGUAUACGCGCAUGUUCGAGGGCAAAGAUAAACUCUGGCAUGGGGAUGUGGUGAUUUUCGACGGUGAUACUAUUGUGGCAGCGUUCGAGAAGAUCGCCAUCCAAUGCGUCCCUCGACGGGUUCUUCGCGUCAUCCUUUCUCUCGAGAGUGGUGCCAAGUCGAAGAAGGUAGCUCCUGCUCCUUCUCAGACAUCAGCUCCUGUCAAAACGGCGAAGACAGUAAAGGCUAUCGAAACUCACGUCAGGACCCAGGAUCUUCCCGCCCUGACUCCACAGAUAGCAUCUUCGGGCCCUUCAAAGGUCUCUAUCGCCUUGCAGAUUAUCUCCGAUGAGAGUGGAGUUAGCUUAGAUGAGCUUACCGACAGUAGUGCCUUCGCUGACUUUGGUGUCGAUUCAUUGCUCGGACUAACUAUCUCGGCACGAUUUAGGGAAGAACUCGAUUUGGAUAUUGAAUUUGACGCCAUUUUUGUCACUUAUCCAACAAUUGGCGAAUUGAAGAGCGUCCUUGAGCCGAAGGAGGUGGCCAAAGCCAAAACCGUCAAGAGUUACUCGCCGGCUCCCACCACUUACCCAGGCCCUCCUGCACCGAAUGUGGCGAAAGAGCUAGUAGCCUCUUCACCUCUUAGUGAGGGACCAGUGGUCGUCUUGAAAAGUCACAAUGAGAGUAGCGUUAUCGACUUCAACCGCGCCCUAAACAUUGUCUCAGAGGAGAGUGGGAUUGCAGUUGAGGAGCUGACCGAUGACACUCACUUUGCCGACUCAGGCGUCGACUCACUCCUUUCACUCGUUAUUGUCAGUCGUUUCCGUGAGGAGCUGGAACUGGAUUUCCCUAUGGAUUCUCUUUUCGUUGACUGCCCGACUGUUGCCGAUCUGAGGUCUGCAUUGCAUGGAAAUUCAACUUCCGCAUCAUCCUAUUCAGAGGAUUUUACGGAGAUCCAGAGCAUCCCAAAAGCAUCAAUUGUGUUAGGUGAGAAGGCUUUUGAGACCUCCAUUCAAGUGCGACCCAUCAGUGCAACCCCUUCAUCUUCUGAGGCAUCCUCGGAUACUGAAGAUACUGAAUUCAUGGGAAGCCCAAUCGUUGUACCUCGAGCCAGCUCUCUUGUCCUGCAAGGAAACCCCAAAACAGCAGCGAAGACCCUGUUUCUAUUCCCUGAUGGUUGCGGCUCCGCUUCCUCAUAUGCUGCUAUCCCUAGCUUGGCCACUGACAUAUGUGUUGUUGCUCUCAACUGCCCAUUCCUGAAGGAGCCCGAGAAGUUGCGGGCUGCUCAUCUUGACGAUGUCAUCAUCGACGGCUAUCUCGCAGAGAUACGCCGCCGACAACCCUUCGGGCCAUAUCACCUCGGCGGCUGGUCCGCGGGUGGAAUCCUUGCCUACCGCGCCGCCCAAAUUCUGACAAGUAGCCAGGAACAGGUUCUUAGCUUGAAUCUCAUCGACUCUCCACCCCCACUACACGGUCUCGACCGCCUUCCUCCACACUUUUAUGAAUACUGCGAGAGCCUCCACCUGUUUGGCCAUAAGGCAUCCGGAGUAAGCGGUGGCAAGCCUCCUGCGUGGCUCAUCCCUCACUUCAACGCUACUAUUGAUUUGCUGCAUGAGUACAGGGCAGCACCUAUGCAGCCAAGUCGCUUUUACGACGUUCCUAAGGUGAACAUCAUCUGGGCAGCCACUUGCAUUGCGGAUAACCCACGUCUACCAAAGCUGGCACCACACCCGGAUGAUACCGAAGGAAUGAAGUUCCUGCUGGAGCGUCGUACAGAUUUCGGAGGUAAUGGCUGGGAGGCCUUGUUCCCAGGUCGAGAGAGGGACAUCGUUCUUGAUAGGGUUGAUGAAGCCCAUCAUUUCUCUAUGAUGCGUGAACCGUACUCUCAGAAACUUGCGCAAUUCCUUCGAAAGUCUAUGGCGUAGCCUUCAUGAUGAAAAUAUGGUCAUUUGGAGUUCUAUUACAUCUUAAUUCGCUCUUAUUUCCCAUUUUAUGAUUUAGCAAUGGUCACCGAAGAUGCCAAAGAGCGCGGCCCCACUCAUUGCGUCACACUGGGUUUCCUUAGGAUAUGUCUUAUUUAUUGUACUAUGCUUCUUUUUCAUUCUGAAGAAUGUUAAGAUUCCUUUCACCAUGCCGAGUCUUCUUUUAUUCAGGAAUUCCCAGACUUCUUUACAAGUUUCACGUUCUACAGAGGAUUUUUAGAUAUAGAUGGCCUCGUUUUUAGACACUCCCAUCAAGUACACUUACUACAGUUAUAUCGUAUAUGUAGCACACCUUAUUCCGUUAAAAUAUACUUGAUGUCGGUUUUAGACGAUAGGGAGAGGCCACUGGGG
Molecule: messenger RNA, 6981 nt
Organism: Talaromyces proteolyticus
Lineage: Eukaryota; Fungi; Ascomycota; Eurotiomycetes; Eurotiales; Trichocomaceae
Product: conidial yellow pigment biosynthesis polyketide synthase
Exons: 4
Coding region: 1-6573 (2190 amino acids)
Biological process (GO): fatty acid biosynthetic process
Molecular function (GO): 3-oxoacyl-[acyl-carrier-protein] synthase activity; phosphopantetheine binding; fatty acid synthase activity
Source: RefSeq, a predicted model, not a curated record